AUGUCCUUCCAGACACACAUCGAUCGGUCAAAUGCUUGGCAUCUGUAUCCUCCGUUGGACCAACGCAAUGUAACAGCCACCCCUCACCAGGGUACCGCAGAAAUUCCCCUGUCAGACGCAUCUUAUCCAGCUCGUCACGACCCCAUGAAGGAGCAUACAGCCCUGAAUGUUCUUCCUAUCAACCCGAGGCUCCCCUUUUCCCAAGCCCCGAUAGAACAGCAUACUUAUGGAAAUAUGACGGAUCAGCUGGGAGUCAGACUGUUGGGAGAGACUCCCGGUGGAUUUGAGAAUCAUACAAGACUAAGUAGUCUCCCGUACCUUUUGGAAAGACCUCUAGACGAUAUGGAGACCAGCUUCUGUGACAGAAACAACUGUCGUCCUCCAUGUGAAGCAGCCAAGAUGCGACGACCCAUGCAUUCCAAUUGUUCCGCCUGCCUUUGCCUCGACCUCUGCCCACCUUCAGCAUGCAGCACCAGCUUUAAUUGGCCGUAUGAGCAGCAGCAACAUCCCUGUGGAGGUGGCACCCUGCGUGGAACUCCUAUUGGACUGGAGGGUCCGCGACGGAAGAACGCGACUCGAGAAAAGAUUGCAACCUUGAAAACCUGGCUUCAAGACCACGCAACCAAUCCCUAUCCGACAAAGGGCGAAAAAAUUAUGCUCGCUAUUGUCACGAAAAUGACUUUUAAUCAGGAGGAGGAGGAGGAGGAGGAGGAGGAGAAAGAGUGCUUGAAUGGGGACCAUAAGACUGUACAGGCCAGCUGCAGCUCUGCUGAAUUCUACUCAUCACACUCUCAGCAAGAAGUCCGGCCGUUCGAUGUCUCUGAGGGUUUUAAUCCAGUCGAGGGCUUGAACGCGACUUCUGACAGAUCUGUUGACUUUAUGCAUCCUCUGCUUCACCCCGGGGUUAUUCCUUGUACUAUGCCUCACGAAUUCCGCUCUCCCGCCGCCACCUCCUCCUAUCCAUAUCAACAGGCUCCAAAUCCACCAACCUUCCCUUCCUACUGGUACAACGACAUGAUUUCAUCUGAUGGUGCCUUUCUAAACCCGGUUUUAAAAGCCAUCACGCUGGUGGCCAUCGCAGGCAGAACAGAAAAACUUCAACCUGGCAAAGUUACCUUGGGUUUGGCUUCAGUGUUGAUUUGCUAUGACAAGGCAACUCAAAACAGGAAAAUAAGGCGCCAGGCCCUGAAUGCUGAAAAGGUCGACAUUUUAUACCACUACGCAUGGCGCUGA
Dibothriocephalus latus is the source of this 1233-nucleotide messenger RNA. NCBI's taxonomy places the organism in Eukaryota, Metazoa, Platyhelminthes, Cestoda, Diphyllobothriidea, Diphyllobothriidae. The record is from the annotation of a GenBank genome assembly.